Messenger RNA from Gambusia affinis (western mosquitofish), 5391 nucleotides. It is a transcript of the gene trim3b, whose product is annotated as tripartite motif containing 3b. The transcript has 17 exons. Gene Ontology annotation, biological process: proteasome-mediated ubiquitin-dependent protein catabolic process; protein polyubiquitination; negative regulation of translation. NCBI's taxonomy places the organism in Eukaryota, Metazoa, Chordata, Actinopteri, Cyprinodontiformes, Poeciliidae. Bases 423 to 2723 code for a protein of 766 amino acids. The record is from RefSeq and is a predicted model, not a curated record. Gene Ontology annotation, molecular function: ubiquitin protein ligase activity; protein binding; zinc ion binding.
AAAAAAAAAUCUGUCUCUUUGUUGCUAUCUCCUGUUUGCUCAGAUCAUCUUGCUCACUAUUGGACCGUCGAGCUCCCUCCCAUUUUCACACCAGCCACUCAGCUCGUUCAAGCUCUCUGCAUCUUUUUUUCUUACUCUCUCUCUCCUUCUCAGUCUCUUUCCGCUCCUGACAGUUCACACACACACACACAUGCAAUACAGCAGGAUCCCAAACCGCCUUCUCGUCAAUCCACUCCCUCUCUCACACACACACACACACGCACACUCUUCCUACCUAUCUCUGUGUGGGGUGUAUUUCUUUGGCUUUGGCAAUGCCAGGUUUAGCAAACGGACAUCACUCCUGUUGGAGGAGAACAAACUGAAACUUCAUCUUCAUCUCUAAAGGACACACUGUUGACUGCUGUCAUUCUCUGUGGCUUUAAAUGUCCACUGCUAUGGCCAAACGUGAGGCUGGGAGCGCCAGCCCUGUGGUGCGUCAGAUAGACAAGCAGUUCCUGGUUUGCAGCAUCUGUUUGGAUCACUACCACAGCCCCAAGGUCCUGCCCUGUCUGCACACUUUUUGUGAAAGCUGUCUCCAGAAUUAUAUUCCUCCAGAGUCCCUGACACUCUCGUGUCCUGUGUGUCGACAAACAUCCAUCCUGCCUGAGAAAGGAGUGGGAGCUCUACAGAACAACUUCUUCAUCACUAAUCUCAUGGAGGUCCUGCAGCGUGAGCCGGAGUGCUCACGGCCCGAGGCCUGCAGUGUGUUGGAGUCGGUCAGCGCUGCAGUAGCAGGGAAGCCUCUUUGCUGCCCAAACCAUGAAGGAAAGGUGAUGGAGUUCUACUGCGAGUCUUGUGAGACAGCCAUGUGUUUGGACUGCACAGAGGGCGAGCACCGGGAUCAUAUGACUGUUCCUCUGCGGGAUGUAGUGGAGCAGCACAAAGCUGUGCUAAAAACACAGCUUGAUGCCAUUCACAGCAGACUCCCCCAGCUGACAGCAGCUGUUGAGCUGGUGAGUGAGAUCUCACGGCAGCUAAAUGAAAGAAAAACUGAGGCAGUAGCAGAGAUCAACAGUACGUUUGAAGAGCUGGAGCGGGUGCUGCAUCACCGCAAGACAGCCCUCAUCACAGACUUGGAGAACAUCUGCAGCUCCAAGCAAAAGGUCCUCCAUGCCCAGCUUUCCUCUCUUCUCCAGGGGAAGGAACACAUCCAGAGCAGCUGCAGCUUCACAGAACAGGCUCUCAGUCAUGGGAAUGCAACUGAGGUGCUACUGGUUCAGAAGCAGAUGAGUGAGCGAGUCACAGCUCUGGCCAGACACGACUUUCCAGAGAAGCCACAGCAGAACGCACAUCUAGACUGUCAGGUAGAGACUGAAGGUUUGCGGCGCUCCAUCCAGAACCUGGGCGUUCUCCUUACAACAUCAGCCGUGGCACACACAUCUGUUGCCACAGGGGAGGGACUGAGACAUGCAGCUACUGGGCAGCACCAAACCAUUACCGUGACAACAAAAGACAAAGAUGGAGAGUUGGUGAGGACAGGAAAUGCUGUUUUAAAGGCUGAGAUAUUGUCGGCUGACAGUAACAGAGCUGCAGAAGUAGAAAUAGUGGACAACAAGAAUGGAACGUAUGAAGUGGGCUACACGUUGCGCUCCGAAGGAGAGUAUUCAUUCUGCCUGCUGCUGUAUGGUCAGCCCAUACGUGGCAGCCCAUUCCGUCUGCGGGUGGUCAAACCGUCAGACGUGCCCCAGUCUCCGGAUGAUGUGAAAAGGAGGGUGAAGUCCCCGAGCGGGACAGGGGGCCACAUCCGUCAGAAAGCGGUGCGACGGCCUUCCAGCAUGUACAGCACCACCAAAAAAAAGGAGAACCCCAUUGAGGAUGAGCUCAUCUACAGAGUUGGUUCCCGGGGAAGGGAAAAGGGCGAGUUCACAAAUCUACAAGGAAUCUCAGCCUCCAGCAACGGUAGAGUGGUGGUGGCUGACAGCAACAACCAGUGCAUACAGGUAUUUUCCAAUGAUGGGCAGUUUAAAAUGCGUUUUGGGGUCAGAGGUCGUUCUCCAGGACAGCUGCAGAGACCGACAGGAGUUACUGUAGACAUGAACGGAGACAUCGUAGUGGCUGAUUAUGACAACAGAUGGGUCAGCAUCUUCUCCUCAGAUGGCAAGUUCAAGAAUAAGAUUGGUGCAGGCCGUCUCAUGGGUCCCAAAGGAGUGGCCAUGGAUAAAAACGGACACAUCAUCACUGUGGAUAACAAAGCUUGCUGUGUCUUCAUCUUUCAGUCCAAUGGAAAGCUGGUGACUAAGUUUGGAGGCAGAGGGACGUCUGAUAGACAGUUUGCAGAAAAACUUGGCCCAAACUUUAAUAAAUCUGGCUCAGUUUUCAGUCCGCACUUUGUUGCAGUGAACAACAAGAAUGAAAUUAUAGUGACAGAUUUUCACAAUCACUCUGUUAAGGUAUACAGCGCUGAUGGGGAGUUUCUGUUUAAAUUUGGCUCUCAUGGAGAAGGCAAUGGCCAGUUCAACGCGCCCACUGGUGUGGCUGUAGAUGCUAAUGGAAACAUCAUUGUAGCCGACUGGGGUAACAGCAGAAUACAGGUUUUUGAUAGCACAGGGUCCUUCCUGUCCUACAUUAACACCUCAGCAGACCCGCUCUAUGGGCCCCAGGGCCUCGCUCUCACCUCAGAUGGACAUGUGGCAGUUGCCGACUCCGGGAAUCACUGCUUCAAAGUUUACAGAUAUCUGCAGUAGACAAAGGAAAGGCAUCAACCAAUCCUGCUUGAAUAAAUUAAUAUUUCACAUUACUAGUUGACAUUAAGUUGCAGUGUUCCUGCAGCCUGUUGGGGCAGAUUAAUUCCUUGUUCAUUUCUUUUCAGUGAAGGUUAAAGAAAUUGCAAAAAUAUUAAUAUUAGAAGAGAAGAAAUAAGUUCGAUUUCUGCCAGUAUAUCUACUUGGACUCAGCUUGCCAGACGUGACAUUUUGUGAUAAACCUAAUUUCUGAAUUAGAUUUAUGACUUUUCCAGCAACCAGCAAGGCAAACAAGCAUGUACUAUUUUCAACCAUAUUUUCAGAGGAAGGUAGGCCUAUAGUGCAGUACAGUUUGUAGUAAGGUCCUUUAAAAAUGUUACAAGCAGUUAAAAUCUUACCUGCUGUAGUUAACUUUCAUGUGUUCUUUUUGUAUUAGUCCCAGUGGCUGAGGCUAACAUUCAGUCUAAAGAGUCCAUAACCAAUGAGGACUGAAAACAACUCCAGUCUCAAAUGAGUUGAGGUUGAUGCUAAUGCUUAUUUAUGAAUCUUUCCUGUGUGAAAGGUCCAGCCUACAUAUAACAUGUGUUACCUGGGAACAUAUAAAGCAUGUUCGAUCAGAACACUUAGGGUGAGAGUAACGCAGAGUUCAAAGCAAAUAAAUUAUUUCAGUUUAAAAGUUUGCUUGCACCUUUUUUUUCCCUAUAACACAUAAACAACUGGCUAAAAGUAAAAUGAAAACACUGCUGUUAGCCAUAGCUGCAAGCGCUAAGUCUCAGUUAACAUGCUACUCCAAACAAUAAGCUAAUGUUGCCAUUUUAGCAACAGCCAGCAUAUGAACUGACAACUUGGUAUAGCAAAGUGUUAGCUAAAGUAAUCUGAAAUGGUGUUAAACCUUUUUAGUUGAUGCUAGUGUACUAACAUGCUAGAAUAUUACCCAACUUUAGCAUGCCCUUUACUUAUGUCCUGACAACAGCAUCAAUAUUCUCUAUUCUUUCAUGCCAAAUCUCCAUGACCUUGUGGUAUUGUGAAUUACUAUGCUUCUUAAUUUGGAGGCUUGCAACACUACCUCAAUACAGCAAUAUAAGGCAAAGGUUGUUCUAUCCAUAUCCUGUUUAACAAAUUUCAAAAUCAUAUUCAAUGGGCAAAUAUACAGAAAACAUUUAAAUGACUUAUUAGAAACUCUGGUUUCGCAUAUAUAUUUUGGCCUUUGUACAUUUGUAUCACAGGAAAAUGACUGGGGAACCACCUCCAUUGUUCGUUUCCUGUGUAAAUGAUUUUCAUCCUUUCAUUUCAAUAAAAUCCAAGAAUGCAAACGCAAUAAUGAUCUAAAACUUUACAAAGCAGUGCUUUUACAAAUCUGUAUGUCUUAGUUUCAACCUCUGUAAACAACAAAUCAACAAAAUGAAGAACAUAAGUGUUUUCUGUUGCAGGGAAGAUAUUUAUUGCUCGAAACUUUUUAACAGAACAUCAUUUCAAAAUCCCAAGAGGUGCCACUUUGUCACUGAGCACCAAAAACCCUGCUGUCCCUGCCUUUCAUUUUUUUAUAUAUCUGUAUACAAAAUGGAACAUUUUGGAAUGUGUAGGUCAAUUCAUCAUUCUGACAAGACCCACCAGUCAUUAGUUGACCUUUAUGCAAGUUAUAGUUUAUUCAAUGAAGCAUAACAUCCCAACCAGCUCCACUUCUAUAUGUAAUCUUGCUGUUGUAAUAACCAAAAUAGAUUUCUAAACAUUGACCCCAUAGCUUUUGCACUUUUGUGUUAAUAUAAAUAAUUUACUGUAAUUGUAAAUAUGCAUAUGUAAGUGUACAUAUGGCUUUAUUGUUCAUGUUAUAUUGCUACAGUAUAUAUCCUACUUAUUCCAGCAUUUAAACGGAACUGAGAUCAUGCCAAGCAGUAGCCACUCGAAUGACUGAAAUAUUAGAACAAAAUUGUAAACAUUUGCUGUAUUUUAUUUUUCCAGAUUAUUUAAUUUAUUUUUGAUUUUCUUUUCUUUAUGAUUUGAUGGACAAAUUAUUUUUCUAACUGUUGCGUUGGACACUUUACUCUCCGCCAAACAUUAUGUUAUGUGUUAUAAGUUGUAGCAUCUGAAAUCUGAUUUCUCCUCAAACUUCCUCAAAGAGCUUACAUUGUUUAACAUUGAUGUUACCCUCUGCCAAAAUGCGUUGUCGUAAUUUGCUUUUGAACAUUGCACAAAGUACAAAUAUUAUAAGAGUUCUAUCAUUUUACAAGAAUAAUACAUGCCUGUAUGUACAGUUCAUUUAUCAUGAUCCAAGGUGUAUUGUACAUUACAGUCAUUUUAUUGUUACUGAUAACCAGCACUUUAUCAUGGACAGUUUAGAGUAUUUGUUUUUACGUGUGGCUCCAAAAGGAACCUAUUUUUUAUGUGUCUUUAUAAAAACUGUUUAACUGUCUUUAUUCUUGUGUUUUUCAUUUGUUGGAAAACUGUGUACUGACAAAUUAUUUUUCUCUGUAAAUCACAGUUAUUGUUUUUCAUUUUCCAUGUCUUUAAUUGUCACUAACUAGUUUGAGUGAAAUAACUAAAGCACAUUUAAAUAAAACACUACAUCUACCAAAUAUGUGUACGGCUGUAUGCUAAGAUCAGACAGAUGGUAAUUACAAGAUGUAUGUAAUCCUGGAAAAUCGUUGCAAAAAUAAACCGGAAUAGUGAGAAA